AAAGGCUCAGGGACUCAACAUGCAGCCAGAUGACUUUAUAGCUUCAUGAUCGCCGAUCGUAAGAGAAGGAGCAAAGCAGGCAGGACGAUCUGUAGAAGCAGUUUCUGUCUGCAGGUAGUUGAUUGCUUCAGUCUACAUAACCUCUUCACCAUGGAAACAAUGAAUGAGUUGAUUCCUUUCGCCAAAGAGCUACUGAGCCAGAAACCCAACAAGAAAAUGGUGAAAAUGUACGUGUUGGGCAGCGUGCUGGCGUUUUUUGGCGUGAUGAUUGGAUUGGUGGAGACCGUGUGCAGUCCAUUCACAAGGAGAGAGGACACGGACUUUGAUGAAAUCAAGCAUUUGGCACCGCUGCCAGCUCCUUCACAUCAACAAAAAAAAGAAGAGGUGCUAGUGGAGAAGACUAACCCCCAGGCAAUGAGGGGGAGAAGUGUGGCUCAUAGGGGCCAUGCAUCAUAAGGACUUCUUGUUCAAUCAUAGACUGCUGGAGUGUGGGGUUGCAUUGUGUGUCUUGAGGAUGUGACCGAAUGCCUGUGUAUAUAUGAAUGUGUAGCAACCUUGUGGAUUAAUGACUGAAUUUGCUGCUGUGCAGCAGUAUAUAUAUAUAUCUAUAUGCUGGGGAUGAGCCACAUUGUGGUUAGAAAAAAGUCUAUCCCUAACGUCAUAUUUUUUUAUUACCCAUACAAAUGUUAUCUUUUUAAAUAAAUAUUUUAUUUUACUAUA
Rana temporaria (common frog) is the source of this 720-nucleotide messenger RNA. It is a transcript of the gene G0S2, whose product is annotated as G0/G1 switch 2. The transcript has 2 exons. Bases 46 to 456 code for a protein of 136 amino acids. NCBI's taxonomy places the organism in Eukaryota, Metazoa, Chordata, Amphibia, Anura, Ranidae. The record is from RefSeq and is a predicted model, not a curated record.